This is a messenger RNA of Toxotes jaculatrix (banded archerfish), 3250 nucleotides long. It is a transcript of the gene prr5a, whose product is annotated as proline rich 5a (renal). NCBI's taxonomy places the organism in Eukaryota, Metazoa, Chordata, Actinopteri, Toxotidae. The record is from RefSeq and is a predicted model, not a curated record. Gene Ontology annotation, cellular component: TORC2 complex. The transcript has 11 exons. The coding region runs from base 249 to 1631 and encodes 460 amino acids. Gene Ontology annotation, biological process: TORC2 signaling.
GCGAGCGAGCGAGCGGACGAGUGGACGAGUGAGCGAGUGAGCGAGCGGCGGUGCAUGCUUCAUGAAUGAGUCCCCCUCCACCAGCGCCGCAGGUCGGACCCUUCAUCCGCCUGCACCCUGAUGCCCGUGUGGGUGCGUAGACUGGCGUGGAGCAGUCCAGCUAAUGAGCCCGGGCAGUAAACAUAUCCCGUCAGUACUACAUGACCGCGUUUCAUCCCACCAGGAACAACACGACAGGAUAAGCAACGAUGCUUGAUGGACUGCGACGGAGACAUGUCUCCCGGCCCUCCCCCCGACCCUUGUCCCUCAACUUCAGCACCUUCUCUGCCCCUCCCCCGAGCCCGGACAUGGACAGCAGCAGUGAGCAUCCAAUCAGGAGGACUCUGCACCGGCUGAAGUUGAUGAGCUCCCCCAGCCUCAGCGAGCUGGGGAAAAGUGAGAAAAGUUCACCAGAGGACAGAGGGGAGAAGCAGAAGAGGGCAGGAGCCAACGCCACCUGGAACAGCAUCCACAACGCUGUCAUAGCAGUCUUCCAGAAGAAAGGUUUGGCAGAUAAUGAACUCUACGUCCUCAAUGAAGGUGUCCGACAUCUGUUGAAGACUGAGCUGGGAUCCUUCUUCACAGAAUACCUUCAGAACCAGCUGCUGACAAAAGGCAUGGUCAUCCUUCGGGACAAAAUAAGGUUCUACGAAGGUCAGAAGUUGCUCGACUCUCUGGCGGAGACGUGGGACUUCUUCUUCUGCGAUGUUCUCUCGAUGCUGCAGGCCAUCUUUCAUCCGGUUCAGGGUAAGGAGCCCUCUGUCCGACAGCUAGCUCUGCUUCACUUCAGGAACACCAUAGUCCUGAGUGUAAAGUUAGAAGACGCACUGUCUCGACCUCGGGCCCGUGUGCCCCCCUCUGUUACACAGAUGCUGCUUAUUCUACAGGGGGUACAUGAGCCACGUGGUGUGAAUGAGGACUACCUGAGGCUGGAGUCUCUGGUUCAGAAGGUGGUCUCACCAUACCUGGGCACCCACGGCCUUUACUCUGGAGAUGGUGCUGAGGCCCAUUGCUGUGUUCUGGACAAGCGUUUACCGUGGGGCUGGCCCAAAUCCACAGAUCAACCAUCUAAAAACCCUGUGGUACGAUCGAAGAGCUACAACAUCCCUCUGCUGCUGACCCCAGUGGCCGAGUAUGACCCAGAUGCCAGCUCUGUUGGCAGUGGAGGAAUUAGACGGCACUCGGCCUGCGAGAUUAUAUCAUGCUUGGAGGAACAAGGACUGGCCUACGCUGACCUGGCCCCAGGAUCUGAACUGUCUGGCGCCUCCUCCAACAGGCUGUGUGUGGGCUCUCAGUUCAAUGGUAUUGUACAAGCAGGAGCCAGUGCCAUGGACCUGCCUCUUUCGUCGCCCUCCAUCCUUCCUCUACAUUCCUCAGGAGCUCUCCACGGCACUGAGGCCACAACAACAAUGACUGAUCUCAGUAAGGGUGCAUCCUCCACGCCACCCAGUGAAUCAUCCAGCCCUGAAACCAUAAUUGGACAAGUGCUAGAGUCUGCGGACUCAGACUCAGAUGGGAUAUUUAUUGAUUUCCCUUCUCACUCAUCCGAGGCUAUGGGGUACAGCCGCGAGAGCAGACAGAGCACUGUGUAGCUGUAGUUGCCUUUCGGAACGCUCCCCCCUCCAGUGUGUACGUCAAUAAUCUGGGACAAAGAUCAAAGUAAUCAUAAAAUUACAUUUCAUUAAAUGGGUACCAUCUUCCUUUCUUUCUGUAGUAUGAUGAGUUUCCAUGACGAUUCCAAGUGCUUUCACUGGUGAGUGAAAACCUUGUAACUCUAAAAUGUCGACCUUUUAAAAACCAUGCAAAAACACUCUUGUUUAACAAAUACAUAAAAUGAUUUAAAAACACAUUAAUGAGUCACAUCAUUACACUGGCUGACAUGCUCCUACAUUAACGUGGGCACUAGAGUUUGUUUUGAGUCAAUGCCACGUAUACCCUCCUGCUGCCAUAAAUACUCACUCACGUGCAAAAUGUGUAUUAAUCUGCAUCUGGAAAUAGUUGCUAACAAACGCAAUAUUUAUUCUUGUUUGAGUUAUGCUUGGUACAAACUGUCAGCACUUUUAGUAACUUAUUUAGCCUUAAAAAAACCGAACUACAGAUUUGUGACCUGUUUUUAAAGAGUUAGAUCUUCCACAGAAACAAAUGGGCUGGGGGCUGAAAGCCACAAAUAGGCUGGAUCAGCAGUGUGACACUAAUGUGUUUGUGGUUUUGUUUUUUUCAUGGGAUUUGCUGACAAUAACAAAAAUAUAAAAUAUCACUAGCCUUAUCCUGCAACCUAUAGAGGGGCACAUAAUCGUUCAAACUGAAGUUAAAAUCACAUAAACCUGAGGUCUUCAACAGGGGGUCCGUGACCCCUAGGGGGUCCGCGGAGGUACUGCAGGGGGGGUCAUGAAAUUUUUGGUUGGUAAGAAUAGAUUAGAUUCUGGGUCCUUGGCCUGAAAAACGUUGAAGACCCCUGAAAUAAACUACCAGAAUUUGAGUUACAAGGUUUUCACACAACAGCAGUACCUUACCUCUUCUGAGGAGAUGGCUGUUACAGCCGCCAUUUAAACAAAAAUGUCUGAAAUUUUACAUAAUCAUCAUGGGUUAAUUUAUGGGUUUAUUUUGUAUUAGCAUAUUUUUAACUUCAUAAGGGUUUUACAUUCUGUUUAUGCUCUCUUGCCUGCCAGUUAGCAUUAACACAGUAAUGCUCUCACUUUUGCACGACAUGUCAUGAUGAAAAUGUGGACUGUUGAAUUGUUUUUAUUGUCAGCUGCGCUCGUAGAAGUCUAAUGCAGAAUUCUCUCCUUAGAGCAUCAGUGUGAAAGCAUUUGCUUUUCUGCAUUAGCUUUGUACAGCAGGACUUUGAGGAAUAAUGCCGAUGUUUAUUGUUUACAUUUGACAUGAAUAUUUUCACUGAAUGUUGUCUCACACACUGUAUUUUGCACCACCACUACCUUGUAUAUAAAAGUGCAUAGUUGGUUUUUAGGACAGCUAAUUAGUGUAAAGUGAGCUUUUACCUUGAAAUUAAUUGAGAUUUUAAUAAGGGCUUUUUAACUGAAUCUUUUUCAAAUGAUGUUUUACCUCAAGCGUUUUGUACUUUACUUUUUUUGACAAUCUAUGAUGUCUGCGGAGUUGUACUUUGUAUUAAUUUGUUAUACUAGCCCAGUAAAAUAAAUAAAUAAAUGAAUAAAUUGGAGUAAUGUUUAAAAACAUUGGUUAUCUCUUUCUA